Suillus paluster is the source of this 228-nucleotide messenger RNA. RefSeq lists its product as uncharacterized. The annotation marks the transcript as partial. The record is from RefSeq and is a predicted model, not a curated record. Lineage: Eukaryota; Fungi; Basidiomycota; Agaricomycetes; Boletales; Suillaceae. The transcript has a single exon.
AUUACCGGCGUGCCCAAGGCAACGAUGCAGUGGGCCAACUACUGGCGCAAUGUUGUUCAACAUUAUUGUGUUAUCUGCGAAGGUUGGCCUGGCCACAUCCCAUUCAAAAACCUUAGUGAAGCCUCUAGUUCCCUUCCCGAGCUGGAUAUGCUGCUCGACAUGUGGAAGACCAAGCUUAUUUAUUGUGGGCUCCUGGACGAGGCUGAAUAUCAGCAACUCCUUCAAGAG